Molecule: messenger RNA, 8339 nt
Organism: Acipenser ruthenus (sterlet)
Lineage: Eukaryota; Metazoa; Chordata; Actinopteri; Acipenseriformes; Acipenseridae
Product: serine/threonine-protein kinase A-Raf
Exons: 16
Coding region: 118-2046 (642 amino acids)
Biological process (GO): signal transduction; protein phosphorylation
Cellular component (GO): mitochondrion; cytosol
Molecular function (GO): protein kinase activity; ATP binding
Source: RefSeq, a predicted model, not a curated record
CGCAGGCUUCUUUGCCGCCUUCUUUUUAACACUCAGAGGAUUCAAGAUGGCUGGUCCGGGUUUCAGGUGAGAGAGAGAGCCAGUGAGCGAGAGCGCCCCCUAGCCCCAGACCAGUGAAUGAAGCCUGCGCUGUGUAACGGUGCAGUGAGCCUGACUCCUCCAGCCAGCAGGGAGCCCUGUAGCCGCAGCAGCAGUGGGGGCCAGGCGAACGCCAGCAUGUCCACCUCCUCCUCCUCUUCUUCCUCCUCCUCCUCCUCAGAGGAGGCCUGCCAAGGGGAUACCCCCCGCGGGGGAGGAACCAUCAGAGUCUACCUCCCCAACAAACAGCGGACAGUGGUGACUGUGCGUCCUGGACAGACGGUUUAUGACAGCCUGGACAAGGCCCUGAAAGUGAGAGGACUGAACCAGGACUGCUGUGCUGUCUACAGACUGCUUAAAGGUCGAAAGCAGCUGACGGACUGGAACACUGACGUCACCCCACUGCAGGGGGAGGAGCUUCUGGUGGAGGUGCUGGACCAUGUGCCACUCACCAUGCACAACUUUGUGCGGAAGACCUUCUUCAAGCUGGCCUACUGUGAUUUCUGCCACAAGUUCCUGUUCCACGGGUUCCGCUGCCAGACGUGUGGCUACAAGUUCCACCAGCACUGCAGCAGCAAGGUGCCCACGGUGUGCGUGGACAUGGACACCAUGUCCAAACUGUGUUUACCAAAUCCUGAUUCCUCGCACGUGCCCAUCCUCAUAAUUCAAGAACAUCAGUCCGAAACCCCUGACACCCCCGAGCCUCCCGGGCAGGUGUCUCCAGUCUCUGCCUUCCAGUUCCCCCUGACCGGAGGAGAGGGUCAGUCCUUGCAGAGAUACCGCUCCACAUCCACUCCCAACGUGCACAUGGUCAGCACUGUGGGGCCAGCAGGAGUGGGGAUCAUAGAGGAGGCAUUAAAAAUGGACUACAUAACUGUUGUAGAUCCCACCCCCAAACCCUCGACCAGCCCCCCCCCUAUGGGCUCCCCGGGGAGAAGACCCCUCCCCCCGAAAUCCCCCUCGGAACACCCCAAAGAACGCAAGCAGUCUUCCUCCGACGACAAGAAGAAAGUGCACCGGGGCGGGUACAGGGACUCCAGCUAUUACUGGGAGGUGCACGAGCGAGAGGUGACCAUGCUGAAGAGAAUCGGGGCUGGUUCAUUCGGGACGGUCUACAAGGGCAAGUGGCACGGAGACGUGGCUGUCAAGAUCCUCAAAGUGACAGACCCGACCCCAGAGCAGCUGCUCGCUUUCAAGAACGAGAUGCAGGUGCUCAGGAAGACGCGUCACGUGAACAUCCUGCUGUUCAUGGGCUUCAUGACGAAGCCAAACUUUGCCAUCAUCACGCAGUGGUGUGAGGGCAGCAGUCUGUACCACCACCUGCACGUCAUAGAGACCAAGUUCGAGACGAUGAGGAGGAUCGAUGUGGCUCGGCAGACUGCGCAGGGCAUCGAUUACCUCCAUGCCAAGAAUAUCAUUCACAGGGACCUGAAAUCAAACAAUAUCUUUUUGCAUGAGGGCUGGACGGUGAAGAUCGGUGAUUUCGGAUUGGCCACUGUCAAAUCCCGGUGGACUGGAUCACAUCAGGUGGAACAGCCCAGUGGAUCUAUCCUAUGGAUGGCUCCAGAGGUUAUCCGGAUGCAGGACAGCAAUCCUUACAGCUUCCAGUCUGACGUGUACGGAUAUGGAGUGGUCCUGUUUGAGAUCAUGUCUGGAACUCUGCCCUAUUCCAACAUAAACAACAGAGACCAGAUAAUCUUCAUGGUGGGUCGGGGGUACCUGUCUCCUGAUCUCACGAAGGUCUACAGUAACUGUCCCAAAGCCAUGAAGAGACUCAUCAUAGACUGUCUGAAAUUCAAGAAAGACGAGAGGCCGCUAUUUCCACAGAUCCUGGUUGCGAUGGAGCAAGUUCAAGAGUCACUGCCCAAGAUCGAGCGGAGUGCGUCGGAGCCGUCUCUCCACCGCGCGGUACACUCCGAGGAUCUCAACUCCCUGCUGCUGAACACCACACGCCUGCUGCCACUAUGAGACCAUCUCCCUGCAACACAGCACAACCAGAGAGCUGCCACUGUGAGAGACUAUCUCCCCGCAACACAGCACAACCACAGAGCUGCCACUGUGAGAGACCAUCUCCCUGCAACACAGCACAACCAGAGCAACCCCCAACUCAACACACCACAACCAGACCAGAGCAAACCCCAACUCAACACAGCACAACCAGACCAGAGCAAACCCAACUCAACACAGCACAACCACAGCCAGGAGCAAACCCCAACUCAACACAGCACAACCAGAGAGCUGCCACUGUGAGAGACCAUCACCCUGCAACACAGCACAACCAGAGAGCUGCCACUGUGAGAGACCAUCACCCUGCAACACAGCACAACCAGAGCAAACCCCAACUCAACACAGCACAACCAGACCAGAGCAAACCCAACUCAACACAGCACAACCAGACCAGAGCAAACCCAACUCAACACAGCACAACCACAGCCAGGAGCAAACCCCAACUCAACACAGCACAACCAGAGAGCUGCCACUGUGAGAGACCAUCACCCUGCAACACAGCACAACCAGAGAGCUGCCACUGUGAGAGACCAUCACCCUGCAACACAGCACAACCACAGAGCUGCCACUGUGAGAGACCAUCACCCUGCAACACAGCACAACCAGAGCAAACCCCAACUCAACACACCACAACCAGACCAGAGCAAACCCCAACUCAACACAGCACAACCAGACCAGAGCAAACCCCAACUCAACACAGCACAACCAGACCAGAACAAACCCCAACUCAACACAGCACAACCAGACCAGAACAAACCCCAACUCAACACAGCACAACCAGACCAGAGCAAACCCCAACUCAACACAGCACAACCAGACCAGAGCAAACCCCAACUCAACACAGCACAACCAGACCAGAACAAACCCCAACUCAACACAGCACAACCAGAGAGCUGCCUCUGUGAGAGACCAUCUCCCCGCAACACAGCACAACCACAGAGCUGCCACUGUGAGAGACCAUCACCCUGCAACACAGCACAACCAGAGCAAACCCCAACUCAACUCAGCACAGCACAACCAGAGUAAACCCCAACUCAACACAGCACAACCAGACCAGAGCAAACCCAACUCAACACAGCACAACCAGACCAGAGCAAACCCAACUCAACACAGCACAACCAGACCAGAACAAACCCCAACUCAACACAGCACAACCAGACCAGAACAAACCCAACUCAACACAGCACAACCAGACCAGAGCAAACCCCAACUCAACACAGCACAACCAGACCAGAACAAACCCAACUCAACACAGCACAACCAGACCAGAACAAACCCAACUCAACACACCACAACCAGACCAGAGCAAACCCCAACUCAACACAGCACAACCAGACCAGAACAAACCCAACUCAACACAGCACAACCAGACCAGAACAAACCCCAACUCAACACAGCACAACCAUACCAGAGCAAACCCAACUCAACACAGCACAACCAGACCAGAGCAAACCCAACUCAACACAGCACAACCAGACCAGAGCAAACCCCAACUCAACACACCACAACCAGACCAGAACAAACCCAACUCAACACAGCACAACCAGACCAGAACAAACCCCAACUCAACACAGCACAACCAUACCAGAGCAAACCCAACUCAACACAGCACAACCAGACCAGAGCAAACCCAACUCAACACAGCACAACCAGAGCAAACCCCAACUCAACACAGCACAACCAGACCAGAGCAAACCCAACUCAACACAGCACAACCAGACCAGAACAAACCCAACUCAACACAGCACAACCAGACCAGAACAAACCCAACUCAACACAGCACAACCAGACCAGAACAAACCCAACUCAACACAGCACAACCAGACCAGAACAAACCCAACUCAACACACCACAACCAGACCAGAGCAAACCCCAACUCAACACAGCACAACCAGACCAGAGCAAACCCAACUCAACACAGCACAACCACAGCCAGGAGCAGUAUAGCCCAACUCUGUCCUCUGAGAUCCAUUCCAUGCCUUCCUUCCAAUUAGUUCAUUUAACCCUUAACAGCAAGAGAGAACUCCAUACAACGCACUGCACUGACCUGCACCUCAGUUAUUUUUUGCUAGUGUUAUAAUCUUGAGAACAAAUGAAUGCCUUUUGCUUUUGCACAUAAUACAAUAGGACCCCGUAUCUCCUCACCUUUGAAGGCUCAAGAACAGAUCUUACCCUGAAUAAACAAUAUCCAUUUAUUUGUAUUAUCACUGCUAAUAUAUAUAUAAUUAAGAAGGUUGACCUUUUUAAACCCACCAUGAAAAUACCAGCUAGGUGUUUCUGGGGUAUUGGUAUUAUUUCCUACAAAUCCACUUUAAUCCUCUUGUGUAGAACAUUUAUAGGGACAAUAUCACCUGCUACCCUACCUGGGAACUGUCAGAAACUGCCGUCUGUCUGCUACGCUUGGGUCAUUUGGCUUCAAGUCUUCCACGAACUCUACACAACGCCUCUUAACUUACAGACCAAUAAGUUAUUGUAGAUUUUUUAAAAAGCAUUCGGUUUCAGCGUAGCUGGAUUGAAAACCAACAAACGUGCCUCUUGUCAGAGUUCGGAUCAGUUGAAAGUCCCUACAAGUCUGUUUUUGCUAGCGGAAUGGCAAAAUAUUUUUUCCAGAUUGCCGCACAAGCAAAUUGUGCUAGAUUUCCUUUUACUGUUCUGGAAGUACCGUUUACUGUUCUGAACCUACAAAGUCCUUGGAUUGUAAUCCAGGCACAGAUUUCGCUUUGCAGACCUAAAGAAGAAACAUUCUUAAACCACCUGGUCUUGUGUGUGUGUUUCAAGGAGCUGCAACCUCAGAAACGAUCUCCCCUACCCAAAUAGAAAUAUCAGAAAUGGACCUUCUAGCAAGAAGCUUCCAAAUGAUGUUAUGCGACUUGUGCACGACCCGACUAAACAGAAGAACUCUAUACUCGAAACAGGAGGAGGUUUUACGGGUUCGUGGUAGCUGGUUAAUCUCAAGUCGGGUCUUCAAGGAUCCCAGUGAUUCAGCAUCACCAGCAUGGCUAGGUAGCCCAUUUCGUGCCACCAUGCAGGGACGUCAGUAAAUAAAUCUCUUUCAGAGGUUUUUUGGAGAUUACAAAAGGGACCCUGUGUCAUGGAGGACUGUUGUUCACCUGCUAUUCCAGCCCAACUGAGCCAUCGUCCCCGUCUUCUCCCAUCAAUUUCCUUGGGGGGGGUUAUUGACCCAGCCCAGCCUUGCUUCUGAGAUCCAACAGAUACAACACCACGAGGAGAAUGGAGGAUCACUCACCACUGAUUCUGUAAAUACUGUGGAGGUGUUUCUUUUGUUCCAGCCCUGUUCUAAAUAGUUUGAUUGAACCAAUUAAACCUCCAUCCUUGAGCAGCCCGAGCUGAUAACAUUCAAAUAUCUUUCUCUGCCGCUGCGAAACCCUGGGAGGAAAAAAAAAAAAAAAAAAAAAACCUUUUUGGAAGAGAGAAGCAGUUAAGUAGGCAUGCUGCAGUCCCAACUGGUUUGAACGUAUUUCGCGAUCUCCGAACCUGAUCAACGCCUCGGACUAAUGUAUGUUUAAUUUAUUAAACGUUUAAACUUUUAAAAAUAGAUUGUUUAAAAUGUUAAAAUUAAAUAUAUAUAUAUAUACAUUUUAAGAAAGUUCUGUUACUUAAUUGUAAACAAAUAGCUUUUUAUAAAUUACCGCAUAUGUGUCUUAUAAAUGGGUCUUCUGAUUUUCUGAGUUUGACCCCCUGCAUUUCUACGCCUUUCAAUAUUUGAUUGAUCCCUGUUAAGACAUUUGUGUAUCUCAAUCACAACUGAGAAUCGCGUUAAUAGUUUUUUUUCUGUGAAACAACUAAAUGGGCUUUUAAAUCGUAAGUCUUCCUUUUUUCAUUUCAAAGCAGAAGCGACUUCAUGAAUACAGUCAUGCUUCGUGUGCCCAGCAAAAAACAUCUUUAGUUGAUGAUAGCUUUAAUAAAGAUUAGUAGCUGAUUAACAUGGAGCGAUCUCAUUUGUACGUUCUGCUUGUAAAUGAAACAUGAAGGCUUGGCCGAAGUUGUUUUACUGGGGGAAAAAAACAAACCAAAAAAAAACCAGGUAGUGUUUUAAAUUCUUCAAGGAGAGUAGAAAAGUCUGAAACACUGAAAACCAGAAGCCCUAAAUAUAAAGAAAUGUAUAAAAACAGCGAGGCAAUAUGAAAAAUGAACAGCGUCUGGUGUACGAUGAUGGUCUGUUCUGAUUAGAGGGUGGGUAUUAAUUGCAUUUAUUACAGAAAUGUUCAAACCGUGCUAGAAUCCAAAUCGCUAAUCUAUCCUACUUACUGGAUAAAAGAGACAUGUUCGCACCAGACUGAAUUUAUUCCAAGUACAGUACCGCGUUAAUUCUCAUGACAAUAUUUAGUUUAAAAAAAAAGAAUUUUAGAAAUAGAAAUAGUUUGUACUUGUCUGACUAAAUUAUGUUCAUUAGUUUUUACGUUUGUCAUGCAGUGAUUACUGUUUUGAACUAUCGAGGAUCCUUGGUGUCUCAAAAUAUAAUCGUAAUCCUCCCCAGGUGUGUUGAAUUAAUUCCUAAUUAAUGGCAGAUCAUGUAUUUUACUCGGACUCGUUCUCGAGUGCCUUUUAGUUCACGAAGGUGUUCUGGUCCUGAUUGAUUUGAGGUAUUAUUAAGGGCAGCUGUGAAAUCCCUGAAUUAGUGGGCUUUUUUUUUCACCCUUUCUUGUUGUAGAUUAUUCACUGAAGUUACAAGACUUAAUAGUAUUAUUGUGUGCGACGGCUGGUUAAAACUCAAACGCUUCGUUUAAAGCUGUGCUUUUGUUUAAUCUCGUAUAGAUUGCAGUGAUUCUGCACGGAGGUCUUGUCGCUCCAGUGUGUUCGGAUUCCAUCAUGUUCUUCAUGUAGUGGUCUUGACAAAUUUGUGCCGGUAAAGAGCCUCUUGAGCCUUCAAAUACUAAACUGAAAACACACACCUGCUAGAUCAUAGUGAAGCCCAGAGAGAUAUGGUAAAGUAACCGUGGAAUAAAAAAAAAAAAAAACUGUGGUAAACUUUUAGAAGUGAUAACCCCAGAUUUUGAUAAAAUGAGGUUUGAAUCUUAGAUCUUAGAUGGGUGGUCUUUGUUUUUUUUUUUUUGUCUGAGGCCAAAGGCUACUGUGUUAGGUGCUGAACAGAUUGCUGUGACAGUAUGAAAGAGAAGCUGGUUAUUGAUGAUGAUGAUUAGAGACUGAGAUGAGGGCGCAUUACCGUGAGUCACCACACAGGGGGGUGUCACUGUUGGGUACAGCAAAGAUCUAUUUAAAUGAGAGCAGGUGAAAUACAUUGUACAUAGUAUAUUAAGUACAAAAACACAACCAGUGUGAUUUAUACAUGUUUUUUUAAAACAUGUAUUCGAUUCAUUUCUGAAAUUCUUUCAAGACUAAAUUAUACAGUUGGCCCUCAAGUCAUGUAAAACCAGAUUGUCCAGUUCACAGGGGGUCUGGACAAAAUAUUAGACAAGACUGCAGCAAUAACAGGAAAAGCCAAUAGGGUGCAGCCAGCCAGGCAGCGUUGAUUUCAAUCGCAAGGAUAAACCGCUUUGAAUUUCUUCAGGAAACGCCGCAUUGGGAGAUCAGCCACAAGUGUUUCAAACUUUGUAUCCAGCCUUUGUAUAUAUUAUAGUCUGUAUUGCCUCGGAGGAGGGGAGUGUUGUAUUGGCCACUUUAUUAUGUCCUGUAUCUAGUAUUGGUUGGGGGCCCUCUUUGCCUGGAUCGAUUAUGUUCAUAUAGUUAUUAUUUUUUAAAUCCUAAAAUUCCAGGUGAUGCAGAACUUUUGGCCAGAGCUGUCGACUCCACAAAGUCCUGGGAGGUGUCUAGAGAAAGCCGUUAAUGUUUCACAGAAUUACAGGAUCGUGACGACAGAUGCGUUUAAGUUCAUCCCAGACGUGCUCAGUUGAAUUGUGACAUCACCGUCAGGGUUCAGCGUUAUUGGCUGGAUCAGCAGUGAUGUUUUGAACAAUUUGGCCUUCCAUAGUAAUCUAGGGACCCAGGGUAUACCAGGGGAACAUGCCCCACACCAUAUUUGGGAACAUGUGAGACAAUAGAUUUGAGUUGUAUUGUGCUUUACAGGGUAGGAUCCCUGGAUAUCGCAUAGAUCUUUUGUUUUUGAAGUCAACGUAAUGUAACAAGAGUACUGUAUUUGAAUAGAAAGUGUUCUAUUUCUUGUGAUAGGUGCAAUUAAUCUGUUUUUAUCGUUAUUAUCGGGCAAGUUUUGGGGGUCUUAAGAUGUAAGCUAGAAUAGCUGACAUCCAAUUGUGUACAGUUUUUUUUUUUUCAAU